GAACACUCUCCAUGAUAGAUCAUGUUAGGCCACAAAGCAUGUCUUUACAAAUUUAAGAUUGAAAUUAUAUUAUUUUUUCUGACCACAAUGGCAUGGAAGUAGAAAUCAACGACAGGAGGAACCUUGAAAAACUCAUAAAUAUGUGGAAAUUAAACAAAACAUAUGUUCCUGUACAAUCAAUGAGUCAAAGGAGGAAAUUUCAAAAGGAAAUUUUGAAAUAUCUUGAGAUAAACAAGAAUGGAAACAUAACAUUCCAAAACUCAUGGGAUGCAGCAAAAGCAGUCGUAGGAGGGAAGUUUAUAGCAAUAAAUGCCUGCAUCAUAAUAGAAGAAAGCUCUUAAAUAAACAAACAUUACACCUCAAGGAACUAGAAAAAGAAGAUCAAAGUAAGCCCAAACUUAGCAGAAGGAAGGAAAUAACAAAGAUUAAAGCAGAAAUAAACAAAAUAGAGACUAAAAAUUUUAGAAAACAUUAACAAAACUGAAAGUUGGUUUUUUAAAAAGAUAAAAUUGACAAACUGUUAGCCAGACUAACAAAGAAAAAAAGAGAGAAGACUCAAAUAAACAAGAUCAGAAAUGAAAGAGAAGACAUUACAACUAAUACCACAGAAAUACAAAGUAUCAUAAGAUACUACUAUGAACAACUAUACACAAACAAAUUGGAUAACCUAGAACAAGUGGAUGAAUUCCUAGAAAAAUGCAACCUACCAAGACUAAAUCAGAAGACAUAUAAACGUUUUACAACAAUGUCUGGCAUUGUGCGGCCCCGCCGACCGCCGACCCACGGCCCACGACCCACCGACCCACGAAUCGACCCGGCCCCCGCGUUCACCGAGUCUGGCUCCUCCAGCGUCGCCGCUACGAAGAAAGUGGUUCAACAGCUCCAGCUGGAGGCCGGGCUUAACAGCGUAAAAGUUUCCCAGGCAGCAGCAGACUUGAAACAAUUCUGUCUGCAGAAUGCUCAACAUGACCCUCUGCUGACUGGAGUAUCUUCAAGUACAAAUCCCUUCAAACCCCAGAAAGUCUGUUCCUUUUUGUAGUAAAAUGAAUCUUUCAAAGGUUUCCCAAACCACUUCUUAUGAUCCAGUGAAUAUUCAAGAGAGAUACAUUUGAAGCCUGUACAAAAGCUUAUCCCUGUAACACAUGUGCUGUAAUAUACAAAAUUCUACUUUUGUCAGUCCUUAACAUCUACCUUUGAAUUUUCGUGAAUUUCUAUUUCACAAGGGUAAUUGUUUUAUAUACAUUGGCAGCAACAUACAAUAAAAUUUAGUGUGCAAGUUUUAAAAAAUGAUAUUUAGCAAUAUCAUAUUAGUGAAAAAUAGUAACUUACUGUGGUUUAUUAUUUCUUUGAAUACUAGUGAGAUGAUUUAACACUUUUUCAUAUGUUUAUUGAUUAUAUGACCAUUUGUAGUUCCUUUUUGAAUAAUCUACUCAUAGCCUAUGUCCACUUUUUUUUUAACUCAUCCAUGUUUCUGUUUAUAAUAGGAUAACAAAUUCAGGAACAAUGGGAAAGUAACAUAUAAAAAUGUAAUAGGAAAUACAAUAGAGAUUAUAAAACACUAUCAUUUCACUUUUUAUGCAAAUACUUCAAUAUUCUAAUUUUUUCUCACUUGCUAAA
Molecule: messenger RNA, 1617 nt
Organism: Symphalangus syndactylus (siamang)
Lineage: Eukaryota; Metazoa; Chordata; Mammalia; Primates; Hylobatidae
Gene: GNG5B
Product: G protein subunit gamma 5B
Biological process (GO): G protein-coupled receptor signaling pathway
Cellular component (GO): heterotrimeric G-protein complex
Molecular function (GO): G-protein beta-subunit binding
Source: RefSeq, a predicted model, not a curated record